AUGUACGUAGUAUAUAUACGCAGUGUCGAUGAUUCCAGCAUUGGUGCAGCUUCGGUCUCUCCCAGCGGCCGAGAUGUCGUCCUGGCCGGCAAGAGCGGCCUCUACAUUGUCGACCUGGACAACCCAUACUCACCACCUCGCCAUGUCAUCUACAGGUCCAGCUUCGACGUGGCCGAUGUGCAAUGGAGCCCUUUUGCCUCCCGUCCAGGCCGCAUUGCUAGCACCGCCAAUCAGCGAGCCAUCGUCUUCAAUCUCGACAUGGUCGCUCUGCCCAACAAGCCCCCCGUGGAAUUUGACCUGCAUGCACACGAGCGCGCCAUCACUGACAUCAAUUUCUCCGCACACAACCCGGACCUGCUGGCAACCUGCGGUGUAGAUAGCUAUCUCUACACCUGGGACUUGAGGGCGCCGCGCACCCCCGCCGGGAGGCUCAAACACAAUUGGUAUGCCGCCAUCCAUGAGGGAGGCGCCACUCAGGUCAAGUGGAACCGUCAGAACGAGCAUCUGAUUGCCUGCUCCUACGACAAAUCCCUUCGCGUCUACGACGUUCGUAAGGAUACCAAGCCUCUCACCCUCAUUGAGGCACACACCACCAAAAUCUACGGUAUUGACUGGAAUCGUGCCAACGCGAACAAGAUUGUCACAUGCUCCCUCGACAAGACCGUCAAGCUGUGGGACAAUGUUGGUCUAGAGGAGAGGAUCACUGUCCCAAGCGGCGUCAUCCGCUGUCACUUUCCUGUCAAACGCGCUCGCCAUACGCCCUUUCCCAAUGGCAUCCUGGUAAUGGCCGCCCGUGGCAGCGCCGCUCUCAACCUAUACACGCACCGCUCGGCCGACGUCCAGCGCAACGCUGGCAUCACUGUGCCGGUUCACAGCUUCGAGCACCAUGAAGAAGGCUCCCAAGUGCUGGAGUUCCUGUGGCGUUCGCGCGGCGCCGUUGACGACGACGGCGUUGAUAACCGUGAAUUUCAGCUUAUCUCUUGGGGAAGGGACAGUCACCUUCACCUUUACAAUAUUACAGACGAUCUUCUCCAAGAGACAGUCGGCUUCACCAGAGGGGCCCCUGCCAAAGAAUUACCCAGCACCACGCGCAAGGGGGCGAAGUAUGUCACCUAUCGCGAUGAGCCGCCUAAGACUCCUUCGAAGACACGUGCAAGACCCUCUUCAAGGCUUCAGCAAACGGGCACCAUCACCAGCACCUCCCAGACACCUCGAGAGACCAUGUCCCCCGGAACGAUCCGGAGUUACCAUAACGCCCGUGUCAAGAACGACAUCACUUGGAUGCACAACGUGAAGAUCGAUGAGCCAACUCGAGGCGUAUUGGACUACCGUACCGAAGUGAAACUCGUCUCAGAAAAGUACCCCAAUGCCUUUGAACCUCGCCAAGGUGAUUUGCAGAAGAGAUACAUCACUCUAGCAUUCCAAGGGCCGUGGGGUGAGCUUGACCACUCAGCCGAGCGCAAGGCCGAACGUAAGCUGGCUUUUCUGCGAUUGAGAGUCAGGUUCCCAAGGCACUAUCCUCGCUACAAUGCAGCCGAAGCCGACAAUCUGGAAGCCGACGAACCGCCGGAGAACCAGCCUUUGGAGAUCGAGUUUCUCAAGACCACUGCUAACAUUGAGGAAGCCGUUCUCGAUAGGUUGAAAGCAGACAUGAAUGAGAUUGCCCACCAUCGUGCGAUGCACGGCAAGGAAGCGCUGGAGGCAAUCAUCUGCUAUGGCCUAGGAGAGCGUGGAUUAGAGGACAGCCUGGUGAUCUCAGACGAACCCAGCGUCAUGCCAGCAGCCGAGGAGGUAGAGGAGGAAGAGAGCUCCAGUGAGGAGGAUGAAGAUGAUGAGGGCAUUGGUAACGAACAUCAAAAUGAAUUUCUGAGCUCCUCCUUGACGAAUGCUAAUGUACCCCGCCCCAUACAGACUUCUACCCGGUUUUCAACAACCGGAGCACUAACCAUAGCACGGAUUCAUUCCACUACCUCCUAUCUCUCACCCUUGGCCUCUCUGAUCCGCCUUCCUCGGAUGGAGGGCCAGGGACUGAGCAGGGAGGGUAUAUUUGAGUCUUUUGGCCGAUUGCAUAUACCCCGUGGAUAUGGCUCGGAAUCUCCAACUUCAUCGGAGGCGUCUUGGGAGUGGGCGUCAACGGCGUCUUCGUCUUCGCAAUCGGAGGAGGAUCAUGCACCUCUCUCUCGGUUCAAUCCACCCACGCUGUGGCAGAACUCGAUAAUGCGUUUCCAGUCCAAAACUUCUCAUCCGUCAUCCAUCGGGGCUAGAGCCGCGAAUGACAAGUCUGUGGUGACAAUUCUGGCGUCGGUGGCGGAGGAUUUUGUACCAAGCAAGCGCAAACUUGCGCAAGGGUAUUGGAUCUUUGGCGAUGGGCCGCAGGUUUGUUCGCAUAACGCGCAGGUAGCUAGGAGCGCGGGAUAUGAGGAUUUGGGCGAUGUGUGGGAAUUGUGCGGUUUAAUUCUGAAUAAUCAAGUCCCUCUGGAGAUCUUACCACAGCAGCAUAGGCGGGAGCAGGUAUUGGUGCUUGCCCGUCGGGCACUCGUAAGGAUCAAGCGUAAGGACAGUGGUUUGGACCUCCAGUUCGACGAGGCAGACACCGUCAAGAAUCCAAGGCUGAAGGCGAGGGUCAAGUGGGGACACCAUGCCAUCGUAACCUGGCUCAUUCCCGCCCUCUUUGACCACUUUGAGAGGCUUGCUGACAUCCAGAUGCUGGCCAUGCUCUCCUGUAUAUUCUCAGAACCUGCCGCCCGCGAAGGCGUCUCCAGCGCCAUGGCCACGACGAAGCACUCUAACCUUCCCAUGUCUAUGGAAGCUCCAGCCUUUUCUCUAGACUACUUCUCCUCGGCUGACGCUGCCUGGAGCCUGUUCAAGCCUACCAUCUCCAUUCCGCCCACGCCCGCCCACUCACGCCUUGCCAUGCCGGUGAAUGACUCCGGAUGGAACCGCCUCCAUAAAGCGCUAGACACCUUCGGAUCUCAUGGUUCGUCCAAUGGCCCUUGGGGCAGUGACACUGUACCCUCCGAACCUGUGACUCCAUAUUCGACCGGAACUACACCCCCGAACCUCUCGCGAGCACCUACGACGCGGUCCACGGCCACACAUACCCCCUUCUCUACCUCUCCCGAGCAACCCUCGCAUCUAAAGAAGUCCUCCACAGCCAACUUUGCAAGUGCCAUCGCUACGCUCUCCCGCCCCUUUGCCAAUGUCUUGUCCUCAUCCCCUCCGGUCAAGAACCGCACUGAGGGCGACCUAUCAACGUCCGCCCCUACCAGUGGAGUCACGUGGGGUACGACGACGUUCUACAACAACAACGGAGAUGUGGAGGAGAGCACUGAGCGGAGCAUCGCCACUCGUGCCAAGAGCAGCAAACGGGCCAGCUUUGGCCAGGCAGACCGCAUCAACAUCGACUACUACUCCGAUUCCGACUCCGAUUACGAAGAAUCUGGCCCUUAUGACACCAUCUCCGAGUAUACGGCACCAAUCACCUCCGGUGGUGCGGGCGACGAUGGUAAAACGAUCCGCGUGACACUCAAGAACCAAGAUCAAUUCGAUGACGAAGGAUGCGUCAGCGCUCCGCUUCUCGACAUGAGCAAAGAGUGGCUAUAUCAGGCCUGGAGAGCUCAAUAUGCCGAGUUGCUCACGAGCUGGGGCCUUGUGAGGCAACGUGCAGAGAUACUGAAAUUCAACGGCUUGACGUCCUACUUCCCAUCUGACAGCUCUCGCGGAACGUCCAAAGCCGGAUCGUUACAUCUAGGUCUUCCAGGCCACAACGGAGCUGAAACGCCUCUUCCUCCUGCAUUGUCCCGCGCGUCGUCUGCCCUCGCACCCCCGGUUUCGAUGACACCGCAGUACAGACGGAGUCCAGUGUCAUCCCCUAAACACUUCUCCUUCAAUCCCGAAGCCACCGAGUUCCAACCCGGUGGUGCGUCUUUUGAGCCUCCGGGAGGCUUAUCCAGCGACCUCAUCGCCCCUCCACCCGACGUCUUCAUCUCCUCAGAACAAUACCUGCGUCUCAGCAUCCCUACUCCGAACCUUACACAUCCCAUGCUCGACGACGGCGCUACUGAUGCGGGCGGCGAUCACCAUAGCACUAGCGGUGCAGUGAAUACACCCAGGUCGACGACGGCGCCAAGUCAGAAGGUGUUGCGGCCAGGGUUGCGGUCAGCCUUUAGUAGAGGAAUGUCCAUGAGACAGCCUUCCUCCUUCAACGCAAGAGAAAGGGACCAAAACGACAAGGAAAAGCUUGUGGUAUACAUGUGUUCCAUCUGCUGGAUGCGCGUCGGAGGACGCUUCUUCCUCUGUCCCGGGUGCGGACAUGUGGCGCAUUUUGAGUGCAUGGAGGGGGGAGGCGAUGAAGGGUGUUAUUUGCAUUGGAGCGUCGAGGAGGGGUUCGAGGAGGGGGAGUGUGUGGUUGGUUGCGGGUGUGGGUGUGGGUUUGAGGGGUUUGACUGGGAGAGCAGUGAAGGGUGGGAGCAGCGCGGGAGAUGGGAGGGGCAUGCCCAUUAUGAGCACGAACAUGGUGGGGUUGUGGGUGGUGGGCUCACGGGUGAAGAGAUUGAGCAUCAUCGAUUCGAGGGCGGGCAUGGGCAUGGGCAUGCGGAGGAGGAACUGAAGCUUGGGGGCUCGUAUUCGCCGAAGCUUGAGAAGAAGGGGAGAGCGGGUCAGAUACGGAUGGGAUUGAGGAGGAGUGCGUCAGCGAGGUAG
This is a messenger RNA of Westerdykella ornata, 4701 nucleotides long. RefSeq lists its product as uncharacterized. The record is from RefSeq and is a predicted model, not a curated record. The transcript has 4 exons. Gene Ontology annotation, molecular function: protein binding. The coding region runs from base 1 to 4701 and encodes 1566 amino acids. NCBI's taxonomy places the organism in Eukaryota, Fungi, Ascomycota, Dothideomycetes, Pleosporales, Sporormiaceae.